GAAAGUAUAACUUUAUUGACAAAACUCCUUGACAGUUUAGGGCUGGCUGACUGGAUCGUCCUUCAGCGCCGCUGCUCGUCACUGCUUCGGUUUUACCUUCUCCUACCUUCUCCGUGUACUUGGAUAAAUCCUAUCUACUAAGAGAGCCAUACGUUAGAACGAGGCAUGGCGGCAAGGAUUUUGCCAGUAAUAAAGCUUGCAACAAAAGUGACUAUUGCUGGGGGAGCCGUAUAUGUAGUCUAUGACUCUGGGCUGCUCGGGAGCAGUGAGCAGGGAGCUGUAGCUCUGCAGAAAGCCAAGGCUGCAAUUCCGCCUGCAGUGGACGAGUGGAUGAAGUACUUCGGCGUGGAGGCUCAACUCCCCACUGUACCAAAGAUGGAGUUUGCCCCGCUUGAGGCAUGGAACUCUGGUGUCAGAUGGACAAUUUCAACACUGUCAGAAGCUCCUACAAAAGCCUCAGAUUACACCCAUCAGGGUAUGCAAUACAUAAAGGACCUCACAAAGUAAAUCAUCUAAGCACCUGACAUUUAUUUAUAUUUUGACUUUUGCACUUCCUUAUACUAAGUUUGAACCACCUAUUGAGAACUUGACACUUAUCACUGGAAUAUGCUGGCAAUUUUAACUGUCAAUAAUUAAGCAUUUUCUUCAUUAAAGAACAUUGUGUAUGUAUACAGGACAGAUUCCUCUUCCUUAUCCAUUUCCCAACAUGUUGUUCAAGGUAACAGAACCUUUAUUUGUCCCACAAUGGGGAAAAUUCCAAUGUUUUAUAGUUAUAAAUAUAUAAAAUAUCAAACUCAACAAUAAAUAAUACUCAAGCCUUA
Messenger RNA from Boleophthalmus pectinirostris (great blue-spotted mudskipper), 821 nucleotides. It is a transcript of the gene micos13, whose product is annotated as mitochondrial contact site and cristae organizing system subunit 13. Gene Ontology annotation, cellular component: MICOS complex; mitochondrial crista junction. Bases 166 to 507 code for a protein of 113 amino acids. The record is from RefSeq and is a predicted model, not a curated record. Gene Ontology annotation, biological process: cristae formation. The transcript is spliced from 4 exons. NCBI's taxonomy places the organism in Eukaryota, Metazoa, Chordata, Actinopteri, Gobiiformes, Gobiidae.